AUCUUCAUCGGUCUUCGUUCUCAGCAUCAGAAUCUUCGGUCGGGUUAUUGAGCUUGUCGAAGUUAGCCAGAGAACUGCUUCGGGUGUCCAUUCUCUCUCGAGAGGAAACACAGCGAACCAAUAAAUGCAGAGUGCUUCAACUCCAAACCAGGUUGAUGACAAGUGUAUGGUGCAGUUCAGGCGCCUGCAUCGGUUUCUGUGAUGCAUGCUCAUGCACAAUAAAUGGGAGUGGAGAUGGCAGCGCAAGGUGACAUGCCUUUGGCCUUGGAAUCAUCCCUGCUUUGGUGAGAUGGAAAUGGAGGAGUCUAGCGAAGAUGGCCGCGUUAGAACAGGGACUGUGUGGACUGCUACAGCUCAUGUAAUUACAGCAAUUGUGGGAUCUGGUGUGCUGACUUUGCCUUGGAGUGUUGCCCAGCUGGGCUGGAUUCUGGGUCCUGUUGUCCUAGUUUUCUUUGCAUUCAUCACUUAUUUCACUGCCACUCUCCUGUCGGACUGUUACCGGCUUCCUGAUCCUAUGAAAGGAAGGCGAAACCACACUUACAUGGAUGCUAUAAGAGCAUGUCUAGGUCGAAAGGAUGUAUUAAUAUGUGGAAUCACACAAUACAGCAUACUCUGGGGAACCAUGGUUGGAUAUACAAUCACUUCUGUUAUGAGUAUGAUGGCCAUUGAUCUAUCAAUGUGCUUCCGCAACAAAGGUCCCAAUGCUUCAUGUGAGGUCUCUGGAACAUUGUAUGUUGUGAUCUUUGGGGCAAUGGAAGUAUUGCUAUCUCAAUUCUCCAGCUUGGAGAAAGUCACAGUGCUUUCUUACGUUGCUGCAGCAAUGUCUUUUGCUUACUCCUCCAUUGGAUUGUGUUUGUGUCUGUUGGAAUUCUCUUCUCACCCGAAGUCUAAAGGGACUCUAACCGGGGUUCAGGUAGGAAUCAGAAAUGUUUCCUCCACCACCAAGAUCUGGGAUUCUUUCCAAGCACUUGGGAAUGUAGCUUUUGCUUACACCUUUUCAAUGCUUCUGAUUGAGAUCCAGGAUACACUAAAAUCUCCCCCUUCGGAGAACGGUACAAUGAAGAAAGCAAGUAUAUAUGGCAUUGGUUCGACGACAUUGUUCUACAUAUCUCUUGGGUGUCUCGGUUAUGCUACCUUUGGAAAUGACACCCCUGGAAACAUUCUAACCGGGUUUCGGAAACCAAUUUGGCUCGUCGACAUUGCAAACCUUGCUGUCCUCAUACAUCUUUUUGGAGCAUAUCAGCUAUUUGCACAACCAAUCUUUGCCUUCUAUGAACAGUGGUCAGCCAAGAAAUGGCUCAAUGCAGGCUUCUUUCAAAGGGUCUACACGCUAAACUUGCCAUUCUCCAAAUCAAGAAGCAUAAAGUUCACACUCUGCAAGCUCAUCCUACGAACACUCUUCGUGCUCAUCACAACAGUGGUGGCGAUGAUGCUGCCAUUCUUCAAUGCAGUUGUUGGCUUGCUUGGUGCCCUGGGUUUCUGGCCAUUGACGGUAUACUAUCCUAUGUCUAUGUACAUGAACCAAGCAAAGAUCAAGAGGAGGCAAUUCAAGUGGGUUAUGUUGCAGGUUUUGAGCUUAGUCUGUCUGUUUGUCUCGCUUCUCGCAGUCAUUGGAUCGGUUGCAGACAUCAUAGAACAUCUCAAGCAUGCUGAACUUUUCAAGAUCAAACUCUAGUUCGAUCAGAGAGUUUCAUGAAGGCUAUGGAUGGCAUAAUGGUGGGGUGUAUGGUUCAUGGUUGGGUGUCGUCUUAGCAAGUAUGCACAAGAUGUGCAGUUACUGUCUUCCCAGUUGGUAAGAGUAAUGUAAUGCAACUUCUUCAAAUUGUUAGUGUAGCUGCACAAUCUACUGACUGUAAGUGUGGAAGCAUAAUAGAGUUUUCUGGUGUGAAAUCUUGGUUUACCACCUUUUAUUGA
This is a messenger RNA of Musa acuminata subsp. malaccensis (wild Malaysian banana), 1914 nucleotides long. RefSeq names its product amino acid permease 4-like. The record is from RefSeq and is a predicted model, not a curated record. Lineage: Eukaryota; Viridiplantae; Streptophyta; Magnoliopsida; Zingiberales; Musaceae. Gene Ontology annotation, molecular function: amino acid transmembrane transporter activity. Gene Ontology annotation, cellular component: membrane. Gene Ontology annotation, biological process: amino acid transmembrane transport.